Penicillium egyptiacum is the source of this 1533-nucleotide messenger RNA. The record is from the annotation of a GenBank genome assembly. NCBI's taxonomy places the organism in Eukaryota, Fungi, Ascomycota, Eurotiomycetes, Eurotiales, Aspergillaceae.
AUGGGUGCUGGCAAUCGAUUCAAUUUUACAAUUGUCUUUUUUGUUGCUCUUGGAUCCUUCACAUACGGCUUCAACUCUGCAGUCAUUGGCUCUGUUCUCGGUCUGCCGUCUUUCCUGAACUAUUUUGGUCUCAACACAAACGGCCCAGAUCCCGAAAGAGCCGGUUCAUUGACUGGUGCCACAAAUGGACUCUUUGCGGGAGGUGGUAUCAUCGGAUGCCUAGUCGUUCCUUGGCUUCUAAAUGCCCUGGGACGUCGUUUGACAAUUCAGCUAAUCUCUUUCGUCUGCGUCAUCUCUGCCGCUAUACAGGUGGGGUCCGUCCACAUUGCCAUGUUUUUGGUAGGAAGAUUCAUCAAUGGAGUCGGUGUGGGCAUGAUGGAUGUCUCGGUUCCAAUUUAUCAGUCAGAGAUCUCACCAGCCACCUCUCGAGGACGAAUGGUCGGAUCCCAUGGCUUCCUGGUGGUUGUCGGAUAUGCCCUCGCAGGAUGGUCUGGUUAUGGUUGCUUCUUCAUCACAGACACAGUUUUACAGUGGCGCCUAUGCCUUGCCUUCCAGAUAAUUGCUCCUUUGCUUCUUCUCAUUGGCUCCCCGUGUAUGCCUGAAUCUCCUCGAUGGCUAUGCACAAAGGAUCGAAAUGAUGCGGCCUUCGAGAUUCUUUGCAAACUGCAUGGUUCACCGGGAGAUCUGGAUAAUUCCCUGGCACGGCACGAAUACGACCAAAUCUGUCUCCAAACCCGACUCGAAGUUCACAGACCAGAAGGAUCUGGCUGGAAAGCAGUCUUCACGAAAAAUUCUUUCCGCAAAAGGCUUCUUCUCGGGUUUUUCGUUCAAUGUGUCUCUCAGUCUACCGGUGUACUAGUUGUGAACAACUACCAAAUCAUGCUGUAUAACGGUCUAGGUCUCGAAAAUUCGUUACCUCUACUACUCUACGCUUGCUACAAUUCGUGGGCUGCCUUCAUGAACUUCGUUAACACAUUGAUCUUGGACCGAUGGGGACGGAUCCGCAUCAUGCUGAUAGGAAUGAUCGGUUGCUCACUUUCUCUAUCCGGAUUUGCCGCAAUGGUUGCCGAAUUCAGUGGAACAUCGAACAAGAUUGGGAACGGCUUUGGCGUUUUCUUCCUAUACCUCUUUGUCACAUUCUAUGGUGGUAGCAUGGAUGCAUCAUCCUACGUCUACUGUGCUGAGAUCUUCCCCACGUCCAUCAGGGCCCAGGGAGUUGGGGUAAGCGUGUCAGGGUUAUUCAUCAUGACUUUGAUCUACACUCAAGCAGGCCCUGUGGCAUUUAAAAAUGUUGGCUGGAAGUAUUAUCUGGUCUUCAUCAUAAUCCCCUGGUUUGGUGCGGUUUUGAUGAAGAAGUUUUGUCCGGAGACUGCAGGUCUGUCGUUGGAGGAGAUUGACGAGCUCUUUGGAGACCGCACAAAUACCGAAAUCGUUACCACGAAGGAGGAGUCCGAAAAGGGACGUUCAUUGGAAGAUGAGAAGCUACGAUUGGGGACAUCUGGUAGCUCCACGGAACACCACGAACAAGUGUAA